UGUCAUUCAUUUUCUAACGUGGUUUUCAAAACGAUAACCUGAAAAUAUGACAUCGAAAACACAGACGAUGUCGAAAGAAAAGCAUAAAAAUAAAAAAGUAAAAGUUUUUAAAAAGAAAAAGAAAUUAGAAUCCGACGAUGAUGUGAUCUCUAGAUUACAGUCCCAAUACGAAAAUAUUAACGCUAAUGAAAUCAGGUCCUUUAAACAUUUCCCACUAUCGUUUAAAACGUUGAAAGGUUUGAAAGAUAAUAAUUAUACAGUACCAACAGAAAUUCAACGUGACAGCAUUGGAUUAAGUUUACAAGGACAUGAUAUCUUAGGAGCAGCAAAUACCGGAAGUGGGAAAACUUUAGCAUUCUUGAUUCCAAUUCUUGAAAAGCUUUAUUGCAUGAAAUGGACACGUCUAGAUGGUUUAGGUGCAUUAAUUAUCACUCCAACACGUGAGCUAGCUUAUCAAAUAUUUGAAACACUUCGAAAAAUUGGUAUAUAUCAUGACUUCUCAGCUGGAUUAAUUAUUGGCGGGAAAGAUUUACAUUUUGAGAAGAAACGUAUGGAUAAGUGUAAUAUUGUUAUUUGCACACCCGGUAGAUUGCUCCAACACAUGGAUGAAAAUCCAUUAUUUGAUUGUGUCACAAUGAAAAUUUUGGUUUUGGAUGAAGCAGAUCGAUGUUUAGAUAUGGGAUUUCAACAAACUAUGAAUGCAAUUAUUGAAAAUCUACCACCAGAGCGUCAAACUUUACUGUUUUCGGCUACCCAAACAAAAUCCGUGAAAGAUUUAGCCCGAUUAAGUUUAAAAAAUCCCAAAUAUGUGGCAGUACACGAGCACGCUAAAUAUAGCACGCCACCUGGUUUAAAACAGAGCUAUAUAGUUUGUGAGCUUCACGAAAAAAUGUCGGUUCUAUGGUCAUUUAUUCGAAAUCAUUUAAAACAUAAAUGUCUCAUAUUUUUGAGCAGUUGUAAACAAGUGAAAUAUACUUAUGAAAUUUUUUGUAAAUUGCGACCGGGAACAAGUUUGUUAGCGCUAUAUGGAAGUUUACAUCAAUUGAAACGAAUGCAAAUUUAUGAGUCGUUUAGUCGAAAAAAGAAUGCAAUUUUAUUUGCAACCGAUAUCGCUGCACGAGGUCUAGAUUUCCCAGAAGUAAAUUGGGUGGUUCAAGUAGAUUGUCCAGAGGAUGCUAAUACGUAUAUACAUCGUGCGGGCCGGACUGCGAGAUAUGAAAAAGGUGGUGAAAGUUUGUUAAUUUUGUUACCGAGUGAAGAAGAAGCCAUGGUUAAACAAUUGGAGGAUAGACGAAUUCCAAUAAGUAAAAUCAAAGUAAAUCCAAGUAAAUUACAGAAUCCACAGCGAAAAAUGGAAGCAUUUCUAGCAAAAAAUAACGAGUUAAAACAAUCGGCACAGCGUGCGUUUGUUGCUUAUGCAAAAUCUGUAUUUUUAAUGAAAAAUAAAGAUGUAUUCAAUAUAAAUGCCCUCGAUACCGAUGCCUAUGCCAUGUCGUUAGGUUUAGCUAUACCGCCAAGAAUUCGAUUUUUACAACGACAUAAUAAAAAUCAAACCCAAAAAAUUGAAAAUAAUUCGAUAAAGUUAGAAUUUAAAAGUGAAGAUGAAGAAGAUAAUGAAAGCUCCGAUGAAGAGAGUGGUAAAUCAACUGACCACGGUGAAACUUCUGAAGAAGAUAAUACAAAAUCUGAGGGACGUUUUGGAGCUUUAGACAACGAUGAUUCAGAGGAUGAUAUUUUCCAAGUAAAGAGAAAAAAUCAUGAUAUAGAAGAUGCAGAUUUGCCCGACGAUGUGCCUACUGGAGAAGACGCCCAAAACUUAAAUAAAUCAAAAAAACCUUUGACCAAAGCCGCACUAGCAAAACGAUUAUUGAAGAAGAAAAUUGUCGCCAAUAAAAAAACUGUAUUUACGGAGGAGGGUGAAGUUUUAUUGGAUGCUACUAAAGAGAAACAAUCUGAACUUGCUAAGGAAUACGAAAAUGAGGAUGAAGCUGGUAUUAAUAUUGAAAAAGCCAAGUUGGUACUUCGAGAAGAGGAUAAAUUCGAUAAACAACGGUUUAAGGAAAAAAUUAAGGCAAAACAUCGUGCGGAGAAGAAGAAAUUAAAAGAUGCGAAAAAACAAGAAUUGGAAGGCGAACAAGAUGAUUUUGGUAGUGAUGAAUCUGAUGAUGAACCUGACUUGUCAUGGUUACCAGAUCCUGAUAAAAUUUAUGGGAAGAAGAAUUCAGAUGAAAAUGAAACUAGUGAAAAAUUUGACGAAAAUGACGAAGAUAGUAAUAGCGAAGAUAUCGAAGAUUCAGAAAUUGAUGAUCAGGAAUCUGAAGAAGAGGAAAUUUCACAAGUACAUAAACCUACAAAAAGAAAAUUGAUAACGAAAAAGGAUGUAGAUAAUUUUGAUAAACCACCCGUUAAAAAAUCGAAGAAAAAUUUGAAAACGUUAAGUGAAGAUUUAACGGUGAAUGAAGCCGAGGAAUUAGCUAUGAAAUUAUUGUCAGGAAGUUGAAAAUUGUUAUUUUUAAAAUAAAAGUUUAAAUCUUA
This is a messenger RNA of Chrysoperla carnea, 2535 nucleotides long. RefSeq names its product probable ATP-dependent RNA helicase DDX10. The transcript has 3 exons. NCBI's taxonomy places the organism in Eukaryota, Metazoa, Arthropoda, Insecta, Neuroptera, Chrysopidae. The coding region runs from base 47 to 2500 and encodes 817 amino acids. Gene Ontology annotation, cellular component: nucleus. The record is from RefSeq and is a predicted model, not a curated record. Gene Ontology annotation, biological process: rRNA processing. Gene Ontology annotation, molecular function: nucleic acid binding; RNA helicase activity; ATP binding.